This is a messenger RNA of Dictyostelium purpureum, 846 nucleotides long. RefSeq lists its product as uncharacterized. Gene Ontology annotation, cellular component: transcription factor TFIIH holo complex; transcription factor TFIIH core complex. NCBI's taxonomy places the organism in Eukaryota, Evosea, Eumycetozoa, Dictyosteliales, Dictyosteliaceae. The transcript is spliced from 4 exons. The annotation marks the transcript as partial. The record is from RefSeq and is a predicted model, not a curated record. Gene Ontology annotation, biological process: nucleotide-excision repair; regulation of DNA-templated transcription.
GAUGAGGACGAUACGAGUUUACUCGUUAUAGUUUUAGAUUGUAAUAUAUAUUCAUGGGGUACAUCAUCACCUCCAUUAAUAAACACAUCAAAAAAUAAUUAUAUAGGGUUUUCAAAAUUUUUAGAGCAUGUUAUGGUAUUCAUUAAUGCAUAUUUAAUGCUAAAUCAAGAGAAUCAAAUCGCUUUAAUUUCAUCUAAAAUUGGACAAUCUUCUUUUAUAUUCCCUGAAACUGUCGAGCAAUUAGAGCAAGAGGAAACCCAAACCGAAAACAAUAUUCAAAAUAUAACUUUACAAAGCCAAAUUUUAAAACGAUUACAAAAAAUCAAUAUAGAGGUUAACAAUGAUCAACAAGAUAUUAUAAAUUCAAGUUUUUCUGCUGCUUUAUCAAUGGCACUUUGUUAUAUUAAUAGAAUAAGAAAAGAAUCACCAAAUUUAAAACCUAGAAUUUUAGUAUUCAAUAUUUCACCGGAUGUCUCUUCUCAAUAUAUUUCUGUAAUGAAUUGUAUUUUUUCAGCACAAAAACAAUCAAUACCGGUAGAUUCAUGUAUAUUAUCUCAAACUGACUCAACAUUUUUACAACAAGCCUCACAUUUAACAAAUGGAAUUUAUUUAAAGCCCCAUAAGCAAGAACUAUUAUCACAAUACUUAUUGACAACAUUUUUAUUAGAUACUCAAUCAAGAAAAUCAUUGGCAUAUCCAAAUUUAAAAUCAGUAGAUUAUAGAGCAUCUUGUUUUUGCCAUAAAAAAAUUGUAGAUAUAGGUUUUGUUUGUUCAGUUUGUCUUUCUAUAUUUUGUAAUCAUUUUUCAUCUUGCUCAACAUGUGGAACCAAAUUCUCUUUAAAAAUA